This is a messenger RNA of Cornus florida, 1508 nucleotides long. RefSeq names its product B2 protein-like. Bases 128 to 1027 code for a protein of 299 amino acids. Gene Ontology annotation, biological process: response to endoplasmic reticulum stress. The record is from RefSeq and is a predicted model, not a curated record. The transcript is spliced from 6 exons. Lineage: Eukaryota; Viridiplantae; Streptophyta; Magnoliopsida; Cornales; Cornaceae.
AUACAGCUUCAACGGUAUGGGCAUUUCAGCCUACAGAUGUAUAUAUAUUCCACUGAAAAAUCUACUUUAGCUUCAUCUCUGUCGCAAAUUCCGGGUUUUGCAGCAAGUAGAUAAAGAUUUUACGAGCAUGGAGAACAUGCAAACCUUUUGGCAAUUGGGUGACGAACUUCGUGGACAAUCAAAAGUCUCCGAGGAUCGCAAAUGGUUAAUGGCUGCUUCUAAGUUGGCUGAGCAGACCACUUCCAAGGGGGAGAGAAGGAAUAAUCUGGAUCUCUCAAAAGGCCUAGCUGAAGUAAGGAUGAGGGAAAAUAUUGGGUUUCAGGAAAAUAACAAAUUCGAAAACCUCAACUUGAAUAUGUUAAAUUUGGAACCUAAAAUGACCGAAAAUGUGAAUAAAAAUCCCUUCAGGAAUGGUAUCUAUAAUAUGAAUGCAGUGUAUCAGAAGGGCAAUGGUAAUAUUAUUGCAAAUAUCACUGGUAACAAGUAUAGCGGCAACAACCAUAACAAAGAGCCCAACAACAAUGGAAAUAAUAGCAAUAACAAUAAUGAAAAUGCAAACAGUGCUGUUGACAAAAGGUUCAAGACCUUGCCUGCAGCAGAGACGCUCCCGAGGAAUGAGGUGCUUGGUGGAUACAUCUUUGUUUGUAACAAUGACACAAUGCAAGAAGAUUUGAAGCGGCAACUAUUUGGUUUGCCACCGAGAUAUAGAGACUCUGUUCGGGCAAUAACACCGGGCUUACCCCUAUUUCUCUAUAACUAUACUACUCACCAGCUGCAUGGAAUUUUUGAGGCCGCAACUUUUGGCGGUUCCAACAUUGAUCCAACUGCUUGGGAAGAUAAAAAAUGUAAAGGUGAAUCGAGGUUUCCUGCACAGGUAAGGAUCCGUAUUAGGAAACUCUGCAAGGCCUUGGAGGAAGAUGCUUUUCGGCCAGUGUUGCACCAUUAUGACGGUCCCAAGUUUCGUCUUGAGCUCUCAGUCCCAGAGACCCUGGACUUGUUAGAUCUCUGUGAACAAGCGGGCUUUUAAAGUCUAGUCAUCUACAUCAAUCUACUCUGUGGCAUAAGAUGUUGGUUGUAUGUGCGUAAUGUUAUAUAGGUUUUAUGGUGCACGUCAGUGGUUCGUGAGCGGGCUUUUAAAGUCUAGUCACCUACAUCAAUCUACUCUGCAGCAUAAGAUGUUGGUUGUAUGUGCUGAAUGUUAUAUAGGUUUUAUGGUGCACGUCAGUUGUUCGUGCACGUCAGUUGUCAGUGACUUCAGGCUUAAUUUUCCUUAGAGCGCAAGCUUGGGAGUCAAAGUCUGGUUGGGAAUUUUCUCGAGAUGGCAUAUGCCAAAUAAAUAUAAUCGUGUUGUGAAAAUGUAUCUUAUGUAGCUGCUCAAUCGUGUUUUAUAGCGUUGUAAUUUGUAAUCUUGUAAGACGAGAACACCUGACUGUAUAAUGGUGAAGUCCUCUAAAGAUGACGACCGUUAUGUGUGUCUAUUUUGUGCAAUUGAACCGAGUUUCCUGCUA